Messenger RNA from Paramormyrops kingsleyae, 3518 nucleotides. RefSeq names its product ATP-dependent zinc metalloprotease YME1L1-like. NCBI's taxonomy places the organism in Eukaryota, Metazoa, Chordata, Actinopteri, Osteoglossiformes, Mormyridae. Gene Ontology annotation, molecular function: ATP hydrolysis activity; metalloendopeptidase activity; ATP binding. Gene Ontology annotation, biological process: protein quality control for misfolded or incompletely synthesized proteins; mitochondrion organization. The record is from RefSeq and is a predicted model, not a curated record. Gene Ontology annotation, cellular component: mitochondrial inner membrane.
GGUGACCCACAGAAGCCAUUUGCAGUUUCGUGCUGGGAGCCGCAGUCCGGACGGCGAGGACUGCAAAGCAGCGGAUGCCAACACGGGUAUAUAUCUGUACCCUGUUGUCGCCGAUCGCCGAUUUCUACCCGGAAAAGGAGAUGUUUUCUCUGCCUGCUACGGUCCAGCCACAGGUAACUGUCCCCCUGAGUCACCUGAUCAAUGCCCUCCAUUCCCUGAAAAGUCCGCUAUGCAGCGCGCCAUCGGAGCGUCAGCCGAAGGAUGCCGGUGUGGAGAGCGCCCAGCCCCCCCGGGAGUCGGGUGUCAGUCUGAGGGACCUGGGCUUGGGGGACCUGAAGCCAGACCACUUCCCGCAGCUGGGGGACGCCGGGCUCGCUGGCUGGAGGACUUCCUAUAUCUCCUCAGCGUCUUUCUUUCAGAACAAGUAUGGGUUCCCCGGAAGCACGAUGGGCCUUUCCAGCUCUCUCGCGUUUUGUAAACAGAGCGCCACACCCCUUCAGCUGGUCUGUGCCGGUCUUCAGCACUGGCCAGUUUGGACCCAGAGUCGAGGCUUUAAGACGCUGAAAUCCAAAACGCGACGGCUACAGUCCGGUCAGGAGCGCCCUGUAGAAAAUGAUGGUUUCACGCCAUCCUUCAUGAAGGGCAUCCUCACGAGAGACAAAGGAUCAGAGUUGGAAGCUCUGGACAAACUUCUGAAGACCAAGAAUAUCCCAGAAGCACAGCAUGAUGCCUUCAAGAUGGGUUUCGCUGAGGGAUUUCUCAAGGCUCAGACUCUCGCCCAGCGAAUGCAAGACUCUCUGAGGAGGACCCGGCUGGUUCUGCUGGUUCUCCUGCUCCUGGGCAUCUAUGGACUCUCCCGAACACCCUUUUUAUCAGUGCGAUUCCGAACCACGUCAGGCCUGGAUGCCGGCGUGGACCCCGUCCAGAUGAAGAACGUCACCUUUGAGCACGUCAAGGGUGUGGAGGAGGCGAAAAACGAGCUCCAGGAGGUCGUGGAGUUCCUCCGGAGCCCUCAGAAGUUCACCGUGCUUGGUGGGAAGCUGCCCAAGGGCAUUCUGCUCGUGGGCCCCCCGGGCACGGGGAAGACCCUGCUGGCACGAGCCGUGGCGGGGGAGGCCGACGUUCCCUUCUACUACGCCUCCGGCUCCGAGUUCGACGAGAUGUUCGUGGGCGUGGGAGCCAGCCGCAUCCGGAACCUCUUCCGGGAGGCGAAGGCCAACUCGCCCUGCGUGGUCUUCAUCGACGAGCUGGACAGCGUGGGUGGGAAGAGGAUCGAGUCCCCCAUGCACCCCUACUCCCGGCAGACCAUAAACCAGCUGCUGGCGGAGAUGGACGGGUUUAAACCAAAUGAGGGUGUCAUCGUCAUCGGCGCUACUAACUUUCCAGAGGCUUUGGAUAAUGCUCUGAUACGACCAGGAAGGUUUGACAUGCAGGUCACAGUCCCCAGACCAGACGUAAAGGGCCGUACUGAGAUCCUGAAGUGGUAUCUCAAGAAAAUUAAAGUGGAUUCUGCUGUUGAGCCUGAGAUCAUCGCCAGGGGGACGGUGGGCUUUUCUGGGGCCGACCUGGAGAACCUGGUGAACCAGGCGGCGCUGAAGGCGGCGGUGGACAGUAAGGACAUGGUGACCAUGAAGGAGCUGGAGUUCGCCAAGGACAAGAUCCUCAUGGGCCCGGAGCGCAGGAGCGUGGAGAUCGACAAGAAGAACAGAACCAUCACCGCGUAUCACGAGUCCGGCCAUGCCAUCGUGGCAUACUACACUAAGGACGCCAUGCCCAUCAACAAAGCCACCAUCAUGCCACGCGGGCCGACUCUGGGUCAUGUCUCCAUGCUCCCAGAAAACGACCGCUGGAGCGAGACCCGCUCACAACUGCUGGCCCAGAUGGACGUCAGCAUGGGCGGCAGGGUGGCUGAGGAGCUCAUCUUCGGGAGCGAGAAUGUCACCACUGGGGCGUCUAGUGAUUUCGAUAGCGCGACAAAAAUAGCAAGAAUGAUGGUGACCCAGUUUGGAAUGAGUGAAAAACUGGGGGUCAUGACGUACCCUGACCUGUCAAAGCAAAGCCCAGAAAUACAAGCUGCAGUCGAGCAGGAAGUGAGAACGUUGCUGAAGGAGUCCUACGAGCGAGCCAGACACAUCCUGAAGACGCACGGCAAGGAGCACAGGAACCUGGCGGACGCCCUACUGAUGUACGAGACGCUGGACGCCAAAGAGAUCCAAACGGUCCUGGAGGGGAAGACGCUCGACAGCAGAUGAUGCCCUCGUGCUGGGACAGGAAGGUGGAGUCUCUGCUUGGCCUUCAAGGACCAAUCAUGCGGCUUAGACCACGCAUCCGAACCUGCGGCUUCACGAGUGGCAGCCUCUGCUCCUUCAUGUUGGGGCCACUCACCUGCUGUCUUCCUGGCCCAAGGAAAUUGGUGUUUCAGGCCAAGGUUGUCUCAGGGUUAAGCUUGUUUGUUUUCUUUGCUCUUUUGUGUUUCUUGGUGCUCAUGGAGCCCUGUUUUGGUAAUACUCUUCGAUUAUUCAUUUCAAAUUCAUGAAAAAGUGAACCUUUUAUUUCAAAUACCUCUCAUCUGCUACUACUGUAUAUCAUAUUAUCUAAUGUUCCUCAGCAAUCUGUGUUAUAUGCUGCUGCCACCAGAGGGCGCUUGUGGUGAAAUCAUUAUUAGUCAGUGUUUGAGAAUUUAAUCAGAGGGUAUGCCCUUUCAGAAGUGUGAUUUUUCUGUAUAUGUAUAGGAGACCUAAGCAAUUUAAGAAAUGUUAAUACAUUUGGCACUUUAUUAGAUGGGAAAGCAUAUUUAUUUGUAUUCUUGUUGAGAAAACAAGUUAGUUUACUGUCUUCGGUCAUUUCAAACGUUGUAUUCAAUUAUGUGCAUUGGUGUUUUAGUGGUGUAUAUUACUUUUUUGUUUUCAUUUCUGUUGCUUCAGGAAAUGAGACCUUGAUACUUGUAUUUUAGAGGAAGAAGGAAUAAGAAAAGUCUGCUAGGAAUAACGCUGUCUGUAGAAAGGUAGUUCGUAAAGGUGGAAAUGUUCAGACAGUCAGCACUGUGGAGAAAAGAAAAUUCCACUUAUCAAUUCAUGCAAUUAAGUUUGCCUCCAUAUUAAGGGUCAGUGUGAUUUUUUUUUUUGCCUGCUUUUAAUGACUGAAGUUUAGAAUUUUUAUUUCAGUCUUCAGAAGGUUAGUGUUCCUGGAAAGGAAUCCUGCAGAACCUUUAGAACAUCCUGUCCUGUCAGAGGUUAUGCUAAAGUUUUCCUCAGUCCCCAUACAGACCCUUUCUGAUUGUUUCCAGCACAAAUGUUUUCACUUACCUGAAGCUAGUUUUAAAUUUACAGCAUUAUAUUUUUAUUUGGCGUUGCACAGAUUAGGAUAUAUAAAGACAUGUAAAAGGAAUGCUGUAAAUAAGGCAAAUGCUUGAAUGAGUAUUUUUGAUUAUGUAUGAGUUGUAUAUUGGCUUUCCGUGCUUUCCCAUUUAUUACAAUCGAUUAAGAAAAAAUGACAAAUAAAGCUUGUUAAAAAUCUUG